Caenorhabditis elegans is the source of this 984-nucleotide messenger RNA. It is a transcript of the gene C14E2.6, whose product is annotated as Fungal lipase-type domain-containing protein. Gene Ontology annotation, biological process: lipid metabolic process. The record is from RefSeq and is marked reviewed. The transcript is spliced from 5 exons. Lineage: Eukaryota; Metazoa; Nematoda; Chromadorea; Rhabditida; Rhabditidae. The coding region runs from base 1 to 984 and encodes 327 amino acids.
AUGUUCUUGACAUGUGAAGCUUGUGCUGGAAGAGAAGAUCGAGGUGUUAGUUGUAGAUGGUGCAUGGAAACCAAUCAGUGUCUUCCGUCAAAAUAUAUGUGCCAUCCAUGGAGAACAGUUUUGCACGAAGUCAAUUGUCCAGCUAAAAUACUGCCUACCACUUAUAAUGACACUUUUAACAGAUUAGAAGUCGCACACUACAUACACGCCGCCAACCGAGUCAGUGUGUCUGUUCCCGUCGGAGGUCCAAUGUCGUGCCUAAUGCAGAUGUCUGGGAAUAUUGAGGUGAUACAUGAAUUACUUGUGCCAACUAGUGUCGAUCAGAAGUCAAUUGGCAUUGUUAUCGGCGUGAACCAUGACUAUCGGCACAUUUUCAUCGCGUUCCGCUCCACAAACAACAUGAGACAGCUUCUAGUCCAAUGGCUAAUUUUCGGGAUGGGAUGGAUGGAAGAUUUUCCGCUCGGCGGCCAAAUGACAGCGGUCUUCGUAAGAAACUAUAAAGAUAUCCUGAAUUUCGGAUUCGAUAAAGCUGUGGAAGACGCAGUCGGUAGAUUUCCGUCCUACUCGUUUCUGAUGACUGGCCAUUCACUUGGAGGUGCCAUGACAACUGUGUUUUCGCUUCAUGUUGCAUUGAGGUAUCCGGCAAAGCAAGUUAGAUUGUAUGCAUGGUCGGGGCCGAGAAGUGGAGAUGAGACUUUUGUGAAGAUGCUCAAGGAGCAUGUCUUCGAGCAAUACCGAAUAGUCCGCGAUGGUGAUUUUGUGCCAGACUUCCCAUUAAGAAUAUCCCAAACGUUACCAGCUGCCCAUCAUAACACUUUUGAGAUAUACUACCCAAAACACAUGACAACGGACAAUUACAGAAUCUGUGAUCAGGCGGAAACAGAGUCAUGUCUGAAAGGCUCGUGGUGGAAAACUAUGUUUUCGCAUAUUUUCAUGUUUGAUAUGAACUUUUUCAACUCUCAGUUUAUGGACUAUUGUGAAUGA